AUGGCCGACAGACUACCAGCUUAUCCUACGCCCCAGGAGGCGUUCAGCAACUCGUCGAGACGGAAUAUCAACAACCAAAUAACCACCAACCUCAACACCAAUCACACCAACCACCACCUCAACACCAACUUCAACACCAACCUCCACAUCAACCUCAGUAUCAAUCACAGCCGUAUUCAAACCAACCGCAACCGUACUCAAACCAGGCACCACAGCAGUAUCUGGCUCCUCCACAGCACCAGGCGCCUCGCCAAGCGCCACAGCAAGCCUAUGACUACCGGACCAAACUACCAAACUGCUCCAGUAAACGUCCCGAGAGAACAGUCACGGAUUGCCAGCAACAGUAGUGCCCCUGUGGGCUACCACUCGCCGUCGCACCAGCCCACGAAUAGGACCAAUACGUCACAGAGCCUGUUACAGAGCCUGAAGCCGCUGUCCAACGUGGAGGCGCAGUUGAAAGAAAUGUUUGCAAGAUACGAUAUCCACCGUAACGGCCGGUUGAACGAGGACGAAUUGUCGAACGCAUUGGUUAAUUUCGACAGAUCCAAGUUUCGCAUUUCGACCAUCAAGUUGAUGAUGAAGUCAUUCGACACAAACGGGACGGGGUCUUUGGAAUUCUCCGAGUUCUACCGCUUGUGGAAUUACCUUUCUUCGUACUCUAAGUUGUUCCAGGAGGCCGACACUGACCGCUCAUUCACUAUCUCGUUUGGCGAGUACCAGGGCAUCAUCAAGAAGAUUGGCUAUGACUUGCCCACCGACACGGUCUUGUUCAUCUUUUCAAAGUUCUCGGGAAUCGCCGACGGCGGUAUUCCGGCCUUGAAGUUUGACUCCUUUAUUGAGUCCUUGUUCUAUUUGCGAAAGAUCACCGACACGUUCAGAAAGUACGACAAAGAGAGCCAGGGAAUUGCCCUCAUCAAAUUCCAAGACUUUAUCGUCGAGGUUUUGAGUUUGAAAUAUAAGUGGACGAUGGAGGAGAUCGAAGCCCGCAUCAAAGAGGCCGACUUGAACAACCCACCGGAACAGGUAGGGCUUCACCAGUUACCCCGCCAAAGGCGCGAGAUCGUAGCCAAAAAGGGCGGAACGUUCACAAUGAUUGUUGCUGGAGCUUCAGGGUUGGGCAAAACCACCUUUAUUAAUACGUUAUUUGGCACCCUGCUUUUACCAAAAAGCGAAGUAGAGGGUCCAUCUAGGGCCGAUAAAACAACCAAAAUUAGAAUCCACCGAACAGAGCUAGAGGAACAGGGAUUUAAACUCAGCUUCACCGUGAUAGAUACCCCUGGUUUCGGUGAUUAUAUAAACAAUAGUCAUGCCUGGGUGCCGAUCAUGGACUACAUCGACGAGCAAUUGAGAUUGUAUCUCUUCCAGGAGGAGCAGCCAGACCGCAGCCAGAAAGUUGAUUCCCGUAUCCACUGCUGUCUAUACUUUAUCUCGCCCACCGGCCAUGCGCUUUCGCCGCUUGAUAUAUGUGCCAUGAAAGAGUUGGGCAAACGGGCCAAUUUGAUCCCCGUCCUCGCAAAGAGCGACGCUUUUUCAAAGGAGGAGAUGAGUCUGUUCAAAUCUGCCGUCAGAGCGACCCUCAAGGCGCAGGGGAUCACCCUCUGUGACUUGCUAGCGAAUGGGGAGCUUCUGCCACAGGUUCAGAGCUUAAUGCCCUUUUCCGUCAUCGGAGCAGAGUCUAUUGUGGCACGGGAGGAUGGAGUAAUGGUCAGGGGGCGCAAGUAUGGCUGGGGAGUUGCGGAGGUGGAAAACCCAAACCAUUGCGACUUUGUGGAGCUUCGUAAGAUUUUGAUGGGCAACCACAUGCUAGACUUGAUUCUCUCUACCGAAAAGUUCUACGAGCACUAUCGCCGCCACUUGUUGAAAUUUCGCUUGAAGUGUGCUUCCAAAAAGAAUGAGAAGGAUGAUACCCCCGUUGCCGAAACUAAGGGGAAUGACGGCUUGUCAGCCACCAGCAGAGAAAGCCAGCUCCCUCUCGGAGGCAUUGAGUGUUUGAAAGCUCUUACUAACUUCAAGUUAGAUCAACUUGAGAAGGAAUUGAUGGAUUCGAGUCCGAUAUUCCUCGAAAAGCAAGUGCAGAUGCGCAAAAGGUUCUCAGAUAUCGUGAAUGGCCAGGAAUACAAGUUCAAGGAAUGGAAAUCCGCGUUGUUUGAGCGCCAGAAGAAUUUCAACGCUGAUAUCGAAACCACCCACAACCGUGUUUUGCAAUUGACCGAGGAAAUCAGGCGGUUGGAAGACAACGAAGAGAGUGUACCCAAGAAGGGUCGUCCGCAGAUAUUCGCAGUUACACUCGCGUCUCAGUCUCAGUAUAUGGUCAUGGAACUUUCUGGCAGACUUCCUCCGCGCGAGGAGAUCCGCAAGGCUUUUGAGCGCUGGCAAACGCUCAAAGCUCAGUUAGGUGAAAAGGCCCCCGCGAACCAGGAGUUUGUUCAGCUCUCCCGGUUCCUCUCCUACGCCUCUAAGGCGGGACAAGCGGCUCAGCAGCAACAAAAUGGAAUGCAACAGCAGCAGCAACAGCAGCAACAGCAACAGCAACAACAGCAGCAACAGCAACAGCAACAACAGCAGCAGCAACAACAACAACAACAGCAACAACAACAACAACAACAACAGCAACAACAGCAACAACAACAACAACAACAACAACAACAACAACAACAACAACAACAACAACAACAACAACAAAAUGGCUUGCAAAAUGGCUUACAGAGCGGAAUGCAACCUAUGCCGAAUGCGAAUCCAAACAUGAAUGCGCCCGCGCCCGCAACUGCGAACGGGAUGGCACCGUUCCGCGCUCCUCCACCCGCAAACCCAAUCAUCUCGCCAAGUCAGUCGGCGUUGAUCAAGGCGCAGGUGAGCGCAUUCAAGCUCUUGGCGAAGAACCAGCCGAUUCCGCCGGAGCUCAAGCAGAUUUUAGCUGCGGACCACUUCACGAGCUACGUACCCGAGGAGUCCUAUACAAAUACCAAUGCGAAUGUUACUGCGAACGUGAAUUUGAAUGCAAACACAAUUGCUAAUACAAAUGUGAAUAUGAAUGCCAACGUGAAUGCAAACUUGGAGGCUCACUCGCCACAGUUAGACAAGGCGCGUGCGCGCAAGAAGGCGCCGAAACCAAAGCCGAAGCCAAAACCAGCGAAAAAGAGUCUUAGCGCAGCUGCAACGCCAGUGGCUGACGCGGCGCCACGGCCGCCGCUGAUCGUGCCGAAAGGCCUCCCACCGAUGAGCCUCGCGAAGCUUCAGCAGCGCAUCUUGGAUGCAGCGCACGACCCGAUUUACAAGCAAACGGCGCUAAAGUUCAAGCACCCGCAGAUUGUGCUGGUGAGCGACCCAUAUGCGCCGGUUGAGGCGUUUACUGUACCUGUGUCUGGUGACGUGCCGUACGCGACGGCCGCGCGCGUGCGUGUUGUACAGCCGGGUACCACCAUGACGGGCUUGGACGUAGGCGUGAUGGCACAAACCAGGGAGUUAGUUGUGCAGAUGGAAAUUCAAAGGGCUAUUGAAUCGAUCUCGGCCUCUGCCUCAACUGAGGCUGGCAAGAUCGAAGAGCUCUAUGGAGAUGAUGCGAGUAAGCCGGUGGACGCGGAUGUGUCUGCGAGUCGCCGUGCGCAUCUUGACGCGCUCAACGCCGACCUCGCUUCGCUUCGUCUUCUCCCAUUCCAAAAGGCUCUCCGUGGUCACAUUCUUUCCUACACCUAUUACCAUGCGCUGCUCCUCACCAACGUCCAUCCAAACUUCCUCGCGCGCAUGCGCGCGGUGACGGCGAAUGAUGCGCUUCUCACACACAACCUCUACCUCCAGGCGCAGUCGCGGCAGGCGCAUGUCGCACGCACGCGUGCGCGUGAGAAGGUGGCCGCGCUUACGCACAACCUGCAAGUGUUUGCGACGACGCGCGGGACGCGCCUUGCGCGCGCGGCACGCCUUGGUAAGCACCUUACAGCCUUCCACUCCGCUACAGAACGCGAGGAACAGAAACGCGUUGAGCGCAACGCCAAACAGCGUCUCCAAGCACUUAAAAUGAAUGACGAAGAAGCCUAUAUCAAGCUCCUUGACCAGACCAAAGACACGCGUAUCACCCAUCUUCUCAAGCAGACCAACACGUUCCUUGGUUCUCUCGCGGCCGCAGUCAAAUCACAGCAACGUAGCACCCACGAGCUUCUUGUGGCCUCUGGGCACGCGGUUGCACCAAUAGAAGAGGACGAUGAAAAUGUGGACUACUACCUGGUCGCGCACAAAGUUCAGGAGACGGUCACGCGGCAGCCAUCGAUGCUCGUAGGGGGGACUCUUAAAGAGUACCAGCUCAAGGGUCUUCAAUGGAUGGUAUCGCUUUUCAACAACCACUUGAACGGGAUCUUGGCGGAUGAGAUGGGGCUCGGGAAGACGAUCCAAACGAUCUCGCUUAUUACCUAUCUUGUGGAGAUCAAGAAAAUCAGGGGGCCAUUUUUGGUGGUUGUGCCGUUAUCUACACUCACCAACUGGAAUCUUGAGUUUGAAAAGUGGGCGCCGGGCGUAAAGAAGAUUACCUAUAAGGGUGUUCCAGUGCAGAGAAAAGCAAUGCAGGGGGACAUUCGCGCAGGCAACUUCCAGGUGCUUCUUACGACGUUUGAGUACAUCAUCAAGGAUCGUCCGUUGCUUGCUAGAAUCAAGUGGGUUCAUAUGAUCAUUGAUGAGGGGCAUAGAAUGAAGAAUUCGCAAUCAAAGUUGUCACGCACCCUCACGACGUAUUAUCACACCGAUUACCGGUUGAUUCUCACGGGUACCCCGCUCCAAAACGACCUCCCGGAGCUCUGGGCGUUGCUCAACUUUGUGCUCCCCAAGAUCUUCAACUCUGUGAAAUCCUUCGAUGAGUGGUUCAAUACGCCGUUUGCAAACACAGGAAGCCAAGACAAGAUGGCGUUGUCGGAGGAGGAAACACUUUUGGUGAUUCGCCGUCUCCACAAGGUGCUUAGACCGUUCCUUCUCAGACGACUUAAGAAGGACGUGGAGAAGGAUCUCCCGGAUAAGAUCGAGAAGGUGAUGAAGUGUAAGAUGUCGGCACUCCAGGCAAGAAUGUACCAGCAGAUGCUUCGUUACAACCAGCUCUUUGUGGGUGAUGACUCAAAGAAACCCGUGGGGGUCAAGGGGCUCAACAAUCAGAUCAUGCAGUUGCGCAAGAUCUGUAACCAUCCGUUUGUGUUUGAAGCGAUUGAAAACAUGGUCAACCCGACCCAGGAGACCAACAACAACAUCUGGCGAGUGUCUGGGAAGUUUGAGCUCCUUGAGAAGAUUCUCCCAAAGUUCCAGGCGACGGGGCACAGGGUUUUAAUUUUCUUCCAGAUGACCCACAUCAUGGACAUUAUGGAAGACUUUCUUCGUCUUAAGGACAUGAAGUACAUGAGACUAGACGGGUCAACUAAGGCUGACGACAGAACAAACCUUUUGAAGGUGUUCAAUGCCCCUCAGUCGGACUACUUCAUCUUCAUGUUGUCGACCAGAGCCGGUGGAUUGGGCCUCAAUCUCCAGACCGCGGACACUGUCAUCAUCUUCGACUCCGACUGGAACCCGCACCAGGAUUUACAGGCGCAGGACCGUGCCCACAGAAUCGGCCAGAAGAACGAGGUGAGAAUCUUGAGACUCAUCACCGAGGAUUCGGUGGAAGAAAUGAUUUUGGAACGGGCUCACCAGAAGUUGGACAUUGACGGGAAGGUCAUCCAGGCCGGUAAAUUCGAUAACAAGUCGACGGCGGAGGAGCAGGAGGCAUUGUUACGCGCGUUGAUCGAAUCCGAGGAGAACAAGGAGGCCAAUGAUGAAGACGAGGAGUUGUCUGAUGCCGAGCUCAACCGAAUUCUCGCGAGAAGUGAGGCCGAGUUGGAAGUUUUCCUGAAGCUAGAUGAGGAGCGUUACAGGGUCACCCUGGCAGGGCUUCCGCGGUUGUACUCGGAAACUGAACUUCCUGAGGUGUAUCAUCACGAGCCGGUGUUUAAGCUGAGGGAGGACGAUGACGAAGGUUUUGGACGCGGCGCGAGGGAAAGGAAGGCGACUCAUUACGACGAUAACGUGAGUGAGGAGCAGUGGUUGAAGGAGAUCAAUGCCCGUGUGGAUGAGUCGGACGAUUCCAGCGAUGAGGUGUCGCGGCGCAGAAGAAGAGCCUCGCCAGAUGAGGAUAUGCAGUCUGACGAUUCGUAUGAGGCGCCAAAGAGACGCAGGGUCGAGCUAAAGCCUGAGGUGACGGACGAUGUGGCGCCCGAGUACGAUGUUUCCCGUGGAAGGGGCAGAGGCAGAGGGAGGGGCAGAGGCAGAGGACGGGGCAGAGGACGGGGCAGGGGACGGGGCAGGGGCGGAUUCACCCGCCUGACACCGUCAAUUGACCUUCUUCUUCCUGAGGACCGUGAUGUACUUCAGCGCCAGUCCGACGCGCUCCUCUCGGCGGUAAUCGAAACGUCCGAUGAUGGGCGCCGUCUCAGCGACGCGUUCCUAGUGAAACCCUCUAAACGCCUCUAUCCCGAUUACUACGUGUUGAUUAAGACACCAAUUGCGUUGGAUGUCAUACAGAAGCGGAUUGACACGCUAACGUACCUGAAACUCUCGGAAUUGGUCGAAGACCUUCAUCUUAUGUGCAGCAACGCACGGAUCUAUAACCAGGAGGGCUCGAUGAUAUAUGAGGAUGCGCUGGAGCUCGAGGCCAUGGCGGUGAGAAAGUAUAAAGAGAUAACCGGGAUGGAGGCUGAUUUUACCGAGUUUGAUGUAAUGUGUGACUUGAAGUCAUUGGUGGUUCCGUUGGCUCCUGCAGAGUCAAUGGCGCCAGAGGAUCUUUCAAUGCCAAUGGAGACUCCGAUAUCAAUGAGCCUGAUGGAUACCCCGAAAGAUCCAUUUUCUGAUGCAACCAAUGUGUUUGCCUAG
Messenger RNA from Babjeviella inositovora NRRL Y-12698, 6873 nucleotides. RefSeq lists its product as uncharacterized. Lineage: Eukaryota; Fungi; Ascomycota; Pichiomycetes; Serinales. The record is from RefSeq and is a predicted model, not a curated record. Gene Ontology annotation, cellular component: nucleus. Gene Ontology annotation, molecular function: ATP binding; ATP-dependent chromatin remodeler activity; GTP binding. The coding region runs from base 1 to 6873 and encodes 2290 amino acids. The transcript is spliced from 7 exons. Gene Ontology annotation, biological process: positive regulation of transcription by RNA polymerase II.